CUCAUUAGAGGGAGUAAGGUGUUUGAGGGUCACAAAAUCCUAAUCCAGUCAAAGAAGCAAUAUACUAGCUCUUACUGCUUAUGUUGUAGACAAGCCUCUUCUUAUGAUUAGUAUGUUGGUUGCAACCUCCUAGUCAUAGAAGAUAGAAUUAAAUACUUGCUCCAUUGGAUGCUGCAUUGAAGGUAGCGCGUAUUGGAGAUUUUAAGCAGUUUUGCUCCUGUUUUAUCAUUCCAACACUUGUCGAAGUUUGUAACUUGAAGGGGCCGUUGGCCUCCUUCACAUGCUUUCUCUAGAUUUAGGGGCUGUUUGAUAAAACUCAUUUUCAGCACUUAUCACUAAAAUUUUCAGGGCCAACGCAACAUCAUCGAGCUGAAGGGGGCCUACGAGGACCGCCAAUCAGUUAACCUCGUGAUGGAGCUUUGUGCCGGCGGGGAGCUCUUCGAUCGGAUCAUUGCCAAGGGGCAUUACUUGGAGCGGGCUAUGGCCACGCUUUGCAGGGAGAUCGUCACUGUCGUCCACUACUGCCACUCCUUGGGGGUGAUGCACCGUGACCUGAAGCUGGAAAAUUUCCUGUUCUUGAGCACGGAUGAGGAUUCACCACUCAAGGCAAUGGAUUUCAGGCUGUCGGUUUUCUUCAAGCCGGCAGUAGUGGGUCCGAAUGGAAGUGGUAAAAGCAACAUCAUAGAUGCAAUGCUCUUUGUAUCAGGGUUGACAUUGUUGGUUUAUCUAGUGCUCAAAAAACUGUCGAAUGGACUGGUUUGACAAGUUUUAGAAUCUGAUAAGACUUCACAUUGUUGACUUGGUUUGAGUCAAGGAGGUAACUUGAUAUUUUACUUUGAGAUAGGUCAGUCAUUAUCUAAUGAUUGUUGCAUGCCACUAUAAAGGUAGAGGAUGGAAAUUUUGGGGUCGUUCAAUCCAGCUUGAUCUUGUUGGUCUUCUAACUCUUGAGUUUGAUGAUGGUGAAGUUUUUCAGUAGAGCGAGGUAUGAAAAUCAUGAAUGAAAAUAGUAACAUUUGUUUCCUUAUAGGGUUCAAGCUGAAAUGUGUAUUUCUUUUUUAUUUUUUCCUUCUGGUCACAACUUUUGUGUUCUACCAAUCACCAAUCACCAAAACUUGGACAGUGCAGGCGUUUCUGUUCCCUUUUAGGAGAUAAUUGAUAUGGUAAGAC
Molecule: messenger RNA, 1167 nt
Organism: Magnolia sinica
Lineage: Eukaryota; Viridiplantae; Streptophyta; Magnoliopsida; Magnoliales; Magnoliaceae
Product: calcium-dependent protein kinase 1-like
Exons: 2
Coding region: 412-762 (116 amino acids)
Biological process (GO): peptidyl-serine phosphorylation; protein autophosphorylation; intracellular signal transduction
Cellular component (GO): nucleus; cytoplasm
Molecular function (GO): ATP binding; calcium/calmodulin-dependent protein kinase activity; calmodulin binding
Source: RefSeq, a predicted model, not a curated record